Mizuhopecten yessoensis (Yesso scallop) is the source of this 1693-nucleotide messenger RNA. RefSeq names its product leucine-rich repeat-containing protein 73-like. The transcript has 4 exons. The record is from RefSeq and is a predicted model, not a curated record. Gene Ontology annotation, molecular function: protein binding. NCBI's taxonomy places the organism in Eukaryota, Metazoa, Mollusca, Bivalvia, Pectinida, Pectinidae. Bases 9 to 1292 code for a protein of 427 amino acids.
UAAACAAUAUGGCGGCCACGAUUGAAAUCGCAGGGGAGACUUUAUCAGAUGCCCGUGUUUUGGGCAUUUGUGAUGCCUUGCUGGGGUCCAAGCUGCGAAUGCUUUCCUUGAGAAACUGUGUGGUCAACGACAAGGCGUUCAAAAAGAUUAUGGCUUGUGUGGCGAAUAGUAAAACUAUUCUACAGCUGGCUCUCAGUGUUGGCGUUGUCAAAGAUCUUCCCCGGGUCAAAAUUCUCGCGUUGGCUUUGCAGAAGAACAGGUCACUUGUGUCACUCUUGGUGAAUGGAAACCCAUUUGGAGACGAAGGAAUGGAGAUUCUCGGAACAUCUCUUGCUCAGCACCCAAACAUUGUAUCCCUUGACGUUGGAGACUGUAACCUAGGCGACGAGUCCCUGGAGUACAUCAGUGACCUUUUACCUCCAAAUGGUGGCAAACCAGGACUGACGGAUCUGACCCUGAGUGCCAACACGAGCAUAAGCCCUGAAGCUUGGGCCAAGUUCGCGGUGGCUCUGGCCGUGAGCAGUCAGUUGCGCGAGUUGUAUGUGGACUACAACAGACUCGGGGAUUACGCAGCCAGCUGUCUACUGGUGGGGCUCACUUCAAAUAGACAGAUCGAGAUCCUCGACCUAGAAGGCACAGGGAUCACCGACCAUACCGCAAAGCUUUUGUCCUAUUUGGUGGAGAACUUUCCAGUCAAGUUGCGACGGGUUGUCCUGGCAGAAAACAAAAUAGAUGAGGUGAUGAUAAGGGAGAUCAAACAGAGUCUGGAUGAUGACAGUAACAGUGAUGUCCAGAGCCUGGCUAGCACUGACCUGUAUACUACUGGUCAGUCAGCUAACGACAGCCUCAACCCCCUCCCUAAACCUGUAGAGGUCAAACUUCACCAUGUGGAGCCUGUGGGGACAAAUAAACCCCUCAAAAAAGGGAAAAAGAACAGGAAAAACACUACCAUCAGUUCACUUGGGGAGACUGAUGAUAGGGACAAAAACAGUGAUAUCAAAGAUGACACAGUAGCCACGGACGAGGACUACAAAGUAUUGGCAAAGGCUCUAGAGGCCGGGCUAAGUACUGGUGGCACCAGUGACCUAGGUCUGACAGGUCACAGUCAGACCUUUGAUGAGGAGGACGAGUCUUCAGAGGAGGGAGAUAUUCUCACGGAGGUGCCAGCCACAGAAAUACACAGGAAAGUUUUAAAAGUCACCAACGUGUCACAGAAAUCUCACACUACCGACUGGAACAGUCUUGGGGAACUCAUAGACGAUGAUGAUGAUGAAGGAGAGUUACUCAAAUAGGUCAGACUACUCUGGGUAGGAGGAGUAAAGUCAUCGUAUAAAAUUAGUAUCUUAUUGUUAUAUUUGUAACUGCCAAGCAAUAAGAAGGGAAAAUACUGCCUUACUGACGAGUUAGCUUUUCCAGCGAUGCAAUAUAACCUGGGUACCCCCUCACUGGUUCAGCAAACUUGAGUAUGAUCAGUGGCUGAAUGGGGGUCCACAAGCAUGUUAGAUUAUGUCUGGACUGGUCCAUACAAACUAAUUAAGGUUUAGUGUGGUCACUGGCUGGAUGGGUGUCCACUGGCAUGUUACAUUAUGUCUGGACUGGUCCAUACAAACUAAGUUAGGUUUAGUGAGUUCAGUGGCUGGAUGGUAGUCCACAGGCAUGUUCCAUUAUGUCUGCGAUGGUCCCUACAAACUAA